UCCUUUGGAUGAGACUCAAAACAAACGAGGUCUUAUUGGAGGAGACUCUGCAGCAGCAGCAGCAGUUGUUGAUGAUGCAGAGUUCACCCCCCUGGUCUCUGGAAGCCGCGUUGGAUAAAAGCGUCCGCCCAGUUAAUUAUAAUGAGGUUGGUUCUUCAGGUCUUCCCAGACGUGACAAUCCUCUUCAGCGACGUGGUGAAAUUCAACGAGAUCUGCAUUCACAUCACGCCCAUGCAAGUGGUGGACAUGCUCAACGAGAUCUACAUCGUGUUCGAUACUCUGAGCGAGAAGCACAACGUGUACAAGGUGGAGACUAUCCGCGAUGCCUACAUGGUGGUGGCGGGGGUCCCUAACAAGACCACGUUCCACGCCCACCACAUCUGUGACAUGGCCCUGGACAUGCUGAGCUCCAUCGACCACCUCAAAGACCCCUCUACUGGGGACAACAUCCAGAUCAGAGUGGGGAUCCACUCUGGCAUGGUGGUCGCCGCUGUGGUGGGUUUGAAGAUGCCGCGCUACUGUCUCUUUGGUGACACAGUGAACACAGCCUCCCGCAUGGAGAGCAACGGGGUGGGAAUGCAGAUUCACAUCAGCCAAACCAGCAAGGACCACCUGGAGCACGAGCCCUACAUCAUCGAGGAGAGGGGCAAGAUCUUUGUGAAGGGUAAAGGCUACAUGAAGACCUAUUGGCUCAAGGGGAAAAAAGACCUGUCCUUCAAAUCUCCAGUGGAGCUGAGAUACAGCAGCGAGCAGAGAGACUCCGAGGAGGGCAGCACAAAGAGCACAAACUCCAGCCAAGCCAAGCGCUCCACCUCAAAUCUCAACAACCCAGUGGAACAAACAGAAGAAACCAAACCGUCAGAGGACCUGCCGUCAGACCUGCCCCAGCCUCUAGAGGGAGCCGCUGAGCCCCCGCUGCCCGAGCCCCGCGACAAAGAGAGGGCCAAAAAGACCAAGAACAACAAGGCCAGCAAGACGGAGGCAGCCGGAGCCAACGCUCAGGAAACUGCAGCGCCCCCUGCAGGCCCCUCCGAGAACGCGGCCCCGCCUCUCUGCGUCGCCAAGGGCAACGAUCGUCAUAGCCGGCUGACAGCCACCCUGCCCCUCCGUAGCUCCACCUGCUGUUUGCUCUAGGCUUUGCGAGGCUUUACCCUGACUUUUCUCUUGUCUUUUAAGAAUUUAGUUGUUUCACUGAAAUAAAACCCUGUAUAGGAAAUCAGUUUUACUAUGAAUGCGUUUCUCAGCUGUGUGAUCAAGAGACACGAACAGCUUGACAGGGAUCAAUUGAAUUCUUAAAGGAGAGGAGAAAAUUCGGGGUAAAACAUCGCAAAUCAC
This is a messenger RNA of Polyodon spathula (Mississippi paddlefish), 1335 nucleotides long. RefSeq names its product soluble guanylate cyclase 88E-like. Bases 142 to 1134 code for a protein of 330 amino acids. The record is from RefSeq and is a predicted model, not a curated record. The transcript is spliced from 6 exons. Gene Ontology annotation, biological process: cGMP biosynthetic process; receptor guanylyl cyclase signaling pathway; intracellular signal transduction. NCBI's taxonomy places the organism in Eukaryota, Metazoa, Chordata, Actinopteri, Acipenseriformes, Polyodontidae. Gene Ontology annotation, molecular function: guanylate cyclase activity; peptide receptor activity.